CUAUCAGGUACAAUAUCAUAAUUGAUCUAGAUGAUGUUACUAAUAUAAAUAAGCCUAUAACAUGUAAGCAAACAUUUUAAUGGCAUAUUAUAGAUGGAAUCAUUCUGAAAAUUGGUAUGUGCCAAGCUAUCAAUUAAAGAAGAAUAUAAAAUUCAGUGAAAGACUCGUCAAAAUCGCACUUGAUGAUGAAAUCUAUAGCUAUAUGGCCGGAUAUGUAAUUGACGGAAAAAAUUUACUACCAGCCAUGGGAUAUCUUGCGCUCGUUUGGGAAACUAUUAGUAUAAUAAAAGAGAAAAUAUAUACAACUACGCCGAUAGUAUUUCGAGAUAUAAGCUUUAUUCGUGCUAUUCAUUUGUCGAAUAACGCUGCAAAAUUAAUGAUCACGAUACAGAAAUACAGUGGAAAGUUUGAAGUGAUCGAUGGAGAUAGCCUUGUGUUAAUUGGUACAGUGGAUAUCGUAUCAAAUCCAGAACAAGAGAUGAUUCCGAUCGAUUUAUUACCGGAGGAUGAGGACAAAGAAGAAUAUAUGACUUCUCAAGACGUCUACAAAGAAUUGAAACUGCGCGGUUAUGAGUAUAGUGGUUGCUUUUGUGGAUUAAAAAGCGUAUCUAUUUCAAGUAAUAAAGGACACAUCGUUUGGGCGAAUAAUUGGGUGACAUUUAUAGAAACCAUGCUACAGCUGCAUAUUCUUGGAUAUGAUACUAGAGAUUUAUAUGUUCCUACAAGUAUUCAAAAAUUGGUGAUUGAUCCUGCACUUCACGCGUCAAAGCUGCGGGACAUAAUAAGUGAUGAGGAUAAACAAUUACCAGUACGCGUAUACAGAGAAAUAGAUGCGAUUAUAUCUGGCGGAAUAGAGAUUCGAGGUGUUAAGACUACCAUGAUUUCUCGCAGAAAAAUAAUUCAGAAUCCCGUUAUCGAAGAAUAUAGAUUUGUAGCUCAUCAUGAUCACGCUAAAAUUUCUUUGGACGAAGCGAUUCGAAUAUCGGCGCAACUCAUGUUGGAUGAUCAUCAGAUUAUCAAAGUAAAAGCUAUUGAGCUAGUGGAAGAUAUUGAUAACGUAACAUUGGAAAAUUUAUCAUCUUCGUUGUUAAUUAAAACUUUUAAUGAUACACCAUUAAUUCAAACAAAUAUUACAUUAAUUACAUCACCGAAUUGCUUUAAUCCAGUAGAAUUGCCAGAAAACAUCACAAUUGCAGCUUUAAACAAGCUAUCUACAAAUGAUAAAGCCUUAAUAGCUUUCGGAUUCAAUCUUUUAACAAAAUCAAAAAAUUGGUUAGAACGACUUUUGCCAUUCAUAACGGAAGGUGGUUAUCUAUUGACGCGCGAGAAAUGCAACAUAACCGACUAUGAAAAAUAUUUACGGAAAUAUAAAUUAAAUGUCAUUCUUGAAAAACACACCGAUACAGAAGUAAUUUUGCUUCUAAAGAAAAAGGUUCCGAUAAAGAAAAUGAUCGUUGUGCAUAUAAAUAAUAAUGAUUUUAAUUGGCUCGAAGAUCUAAAGUUGCUUAUAAAUGAUGAGAAUCAACUUGAUAAAGAUAGUAGAAUCAUAAUUGUUGGAGAGGGAGAUUUUGAGUGCGGUUUGUUAGGUUUCGUUAACUGCUUGAAAAAGGAGUCAGGCGGCGAGCUUGUCAGAAGUGUAUUUAUUCAAGACCAGAAGGCUCCUAAAUUCUCUCUACAAGAUCCCUUUUAUAUGGAACAAUUGCAAAAAGAUAUGACUAUUAAUGUUUUGCGGUGUAAUAAAAUCUGGGGAUCUUAUAGGCAUUUGAAAUUACCAUCUCCAAAAGCCGAGCCUGUAGCCACCACCUAUGUCUGUGAAAUGGUUCGUGGUGAUCUAAGUACACUUUGUUGGAUGGAAAAUGAUACAUCCAUCGAUUCUCAUCGCAAAGAUUUGGUACACGUGAUCUAUUCAUCCAUCAAUUUCAGAGAUGUAAUGUUAGUCACUGACAAAUUAAAUUUGUAUUCGAGAAUGUCGCAAAAACAAUUUCGUAUGUCUCUCGGAACGGAAUAUGUAGGAUUCGAUGCCAAUGAACAACGUGUAAUGGGACUUUGUGCUAAUAAGUAUAUAGCAAACGUCGUUGUGAAAGACAAAGAUUUAUGUUGGAACAUACCCGAUGCAUGGACAUUCGAAGAAGCGGCAACAAUACCAUGCGCUUAUAGCACGUGUUACUUGGCUUUAUACAUUUAUGGGAAGAUGAAAAAAAGCGAUAAGAUACUUAUACAUUCUGGUGCUGGAGAUAUUGGACAAGCAGCUAUCUAUCUUGCUCUUAGUGAAGGAUGCGAGGUGUUCACUACUGUGGAUACAAUCGAAAAGCGAGAAUUUAUCAAAAAAAUGUUUCCGUCUAUUAUCGAUGAACACAUUGGAAAUUCUCGAGAUAUCAAUUUUGAACAAAUGAUAAUGUUGCAAACAAACGGUCGCGGUGUUGAUAUCGUGCUGAAUUCAUUGAUGGAAGAAAAGUUGAUUGCGUCCGUUUGUUGUCUAGCACGAAACGGUCGUUUCUUAGAAAUUGGCAGUCUUGCUUCUAAUAAUUCUCUAGAUAUAUCAAUAUUUCAAAAAGGUAUUAGUUUUUACAAAAUUCUACUCGAUAACUUGUUGAUCGGUUAUCACAAGUAUAAGUCUUUAUUGUCCAAGAUGAUGGCUAACGGUCUGAAAAAUGGAGCUAUUAAACCAAUUCAGGUGAAAGUUUUCCAGAAAACAGAAAUCGAGACGUUUUUUAGAUACAUGGAAAGUGGAAAACAUAUAAGAAAGGCAAUCUUAAAAAUUCAAGAGGAAGAUAAAUCUCUGAGUGGACUUAUUGUCGCACAUCGUCGUUACUACUGUCUUAAUGACAGAAGCUAUAUUAUCGUAGGAGGUCUGGGUGGAUUCGGUUUGGAAUUAACUGACUGGCUAAUACAACGAGGUGCUAAAAACAUCGUGCUGAUUUCACGAACUGGAAUAAAAAAUGGUUAUCAGAGCAUGAAAAUUCAAUUGUGGAAAUCGUAUGGUGUUAAUGUGGUCAUCAAGAAUAUCGAUGUCGCCGACAACAACGAUUGCGAACAUCUCCUCCAAAUCACGGAAAAGAAAUCACCGGUGGAUGCAAUAUUCAAUCUAGCUAUGGUGUUAAAGGAUCGCCUCGUGAAGAAUCAUACCGCGGAUACCUUUGCAAAAUCUUUCAAAUCAAAAGCCUGGGCAACACAAAUGUUGGACAAACUGUCCAGGAAAAUCUGCCCUAAACUUCGCCACUUUGUAGUAUUCUCUUCCGUUUCUUGCGGCAGAGGAAAUGCCGGACAAGCUAAUUAUGGUAUGGCCAAUUCCGUCAUGGAAAGAGUGUGCGAGAAAAGAAUGGAAAAUGGAUUACCCGGAUUGGCGAUUCAAUGGGGAGCCGUGGGUGACGUGGGUCUUGUCGCUAAUAUGCAGAAAGACAAUAAAGUACUCACUGUCGUCGGCACCACGCAGCAAAAGUUAGCCAAUUGCCUUGACGAGCUUGAUAAAUUCUUACUUCAAGGCCGGCCAAUCCUAAGCAGCAUGAUUUUAGCUGAGAAAAAAGUAGCAUCUUCCAGACUUGGCAAUAUGGUAGAAACUAUCGCUAAUAUUCUAAAUAUAAAAAACAUAAAAAUGAUAAGUCAAAAUAUAUCUCUGUCCGAGUUUGGAAUGGAUUCGAUGAUAGUUACGGAAAUCAAGCAAACUCUGGAACGAGAAUUCAAUAUCUGUUUCACUUUACAAGAGAUACGAAAUCUUACUUUUGCAAAACUCUAUGAGAUGUCUAACUCAGUUAAUGAAGCUAUUAAUAAAGAUGAUACUCCCAUAGCAGAAAGAGUCACUGUGAUAUCAUAAUGAUAUUGCUCUGUAAUAAUCAAAUAUGUCAUAAUUAAAUCUUGACGAUCUCUAUGAUCUUCACAAUAAUUAAUGAGAUAUUAAUUUAAAAAAUCAACUAAUCCGCGCGAAUAAAAGCGCGUGUCAGUUGGAGGAACGCACAAAGAACAAUAUCGGCGAGCUUCCAACCGCUCGUACAUAGUCAUUGUCCUUUGUAGAUAGCUCCCCCCUCCCCUCCCCCGACUGCUUUGCUACGCGCUUCUAUUUGCGCGGACUAACUGAUUUUUUAAAAUUAAUAUAUAGAUAAUUUUGCGUUAUUUCCGAGGAUAAAAACAAUUUUUCGUCUCUCAAAAUUUAAUUUUAAGAUAAUUUUUUUUAUAUACAAAAUAUACAAUUUAUUGCAAAAUAAUAUUGUUAACUAGAAUUAUAAUUAUAUUAUACACAGAAAGCAUUUAUAUAUUAAUGUUUGAUAAAAAUUUAAACUUAAUAAUAAAUAGUAAUUUUGAUAUUCUGCAUGUAUAAAUUGUUUCAAUUGAUAACGGCAAUGAAAUUAAUAUUCGUAAUAAAAAUAAAGAUUAAAAGUUAGGAAGUUACUUGCGCGAUAUAUUAAAACAGGAGGUAUAUAAGAAACAGUCUGAUGAAGAGGGCAUUAGUUGCUGCCAUCAUCUGACAAGAGAUGAUGGAUGUAGCAAGUAAUCAAUAUAAUAGUCGAAUGUGCAGUAGCAGCCAUAUGGACCGCGACGUAUAAGUAUGCGUUUCAACUUUUUUGCUUGAUAU
This is a messenger RNA of Cataglyphis hispanica, 4567 nucleotides long. RefSeq names its product fatty acid synthase-like. The record is from RefSeq and is a predicted model, not a curated record. The transcript has 7 exons. Gene Ontology annotation, molecular function: fatty acid synthase activity; oxidoreductase activity. Lineage: Eukaryota; Metazoa; Arthropoda; Insecta; Hymenoptera; Formicidae. Gene Ontology annotation, biological process: fatty acid biosynthetic process. Bases 80 to 3811 code for a protein of 1243 amino acids.